UACUGAGAGAGACCGGAGAUAAAAGCACAAGGAGGAGAGGGAAGGAAAAGACAGAGUGAGAAAGACAGAGAGACAGAGAGAUAGACAGAGAAACAGAGAGAGAGGUGACAGGGUGAAAAAUCCAACCAAAAAGAGGUGAGUCAGUCAUCUGGUUUGGUUGGUUCAGAGGAGCAAAGUGUUGGCUUGCGCAUGUUCUUAUAGACUGUAGAAGAAAGAAGCUGUGAAGGCAGGAGGCAUCGUCCAGGGAUUAAGACAGGACCAGUCUGUUGAGUAAGAGUAAGGGUCCCAACAGAGGAAGCAGGAGGGGUACGUUGGUAGGUGAAGCAGCCUUUGGUUCAGCUCUUUUGCACGUUCCUGGUCAUGGCUCCGAAAGUCUGUAGCUCACCCUUCCUCAAGCCGUUCUUCCUGAAGACGCCCAUCGGUGUGUCCAGCCCCAGACGGCAGCGACGGCACACACUACCUGCCAGCGAGUUCCGCAACCUGACCCCUCAAGAUGCCAUCAGUGUGUUUGAGAUUGAGAGAGAAGCGUUUGUGUCUGUGUCCGGCGAGUGUCCACUCACUCUGGACGAGGUGCUCGUAUUCCUUAGCCAGUGUCCGGAGCUCUCGCUCGGCUGGUUCGAGGAGGGACAGCUCGUGGCCUUCAUCAUCGGUUCAGGCUGGGGCAAGGAGAAGCUCGCUCAGGAGGCCAUGACCACUCAUGUCCCCGAUAGUCCGACCGUCCACAUCCACGUGCUGUCCGUGCACCGCCACUGCCGGCAGCAGGGCAAGGGCUCCGUGCUGCUGUGGCGCUACCUGCAGUACCUCCGCUGUCUGCCUGGCCUGCACCGGGCACUGCUCAUCUGCGAGGAGUUCCUGGUGCCCUUCUACCUCAAGGCCGGCUUCAAGGACAAGGGCACGUCGGCCAUCGCUGUUGGGACCCUCUCCUUCCGCGAGAUGGAGUACCAGCUGAGAGGCCUGGCCUACGCGCGGCGAAACAGCGGCUGCUGA
Messenger RNA from Alosa alosa (allis shad), 987 nucleotides. RefSeq names its product arylalkylamine N-acetyltransferase 2 (gene aanat2). The transcript is spliced from 3 exons. The coding region runs from base 361 to 987 and encodes 208 amino acids. Gene Ontology annotation, cellular component: cytoplasm. NCBI's taxonomy places the organism in Eukaryota, Metazoa, Chordata, Actinopteri, Clupeiformes, Clupeidae. Gene Ontology annotation, biological process: response to light stimulus; circadian rhythm. The record is from RefSeq and is a predicted model, not a curated record. Gene Ontology annotation, molecular function: aralkylamine N-acetyltransferase activity.